CAGCGGUUUGUGUGCGCGCUAAUGACGGUAGAAGGUGCCUGGGGGAGGGUCUGGGAGGGGCUGCCCAGCGUGAUCGCGCCCCUGGCACUUCCUAAGAGAUUCUCAGCUCUUUCUCUGCAGCUGCCACUUGAAGACUCCAAGCUUUCCUUCCAGAGGAAAGAAGCCAUCUAUCUAAAUCAGCUGUGCGCUCCACGUUCCUCGUCUCCCGCUACGCCAGCCGCCACCUCCACCCCUUCCAUUGUGUUGUGCGUUUAGCUCGGCUUCCUGCGUAAGACCCUAACCUCAUUUGUAGGAGAGAUUACUGAGAAUUUUGGAACCUCGACUUGCAAUGGAGCUGUACGGAAAGAUGGCCUCUGCCCAAGAUGCCAGGUAUGGCCAGAAAGACUCCUCUGAUCAGAACUUUGACUACAUGUUUAAAUUGCUCAUCAUCGGCAACAGCAGUGUGGGGAAAACAUCUUUCCUGUUCCGUUAUGCGGACGACUCCUUCACAUCUGCGUUUGUCAGUACAGUUGGGAUUGAUUUCAAAGUGAAAACUGUAUUCAAAAAUGAAAAGCGAAUCAAGCUUCAGAUUUGGGACACAGCAGGCCAGGAAAGAUACAGAACUAUCACCACAGCCUAUUAUCGAGGGGCCAUGGGCUUUAUCUUAAUGUAUGACAUCACAAACGAAGAAUCAUUCAAUGCAGUACAGGAUUGGUCAACUCAGAUCAAAACAUACUCUUGGGAUAAUGCCCAAGUUAUCCUGGUUGGGAACAAAUGUGACAUGGAAGACGAGCGGGUCAUCUCAACGGACAGAGGCCAACAUUUAGGAGAACAGCUUGGGUUUGAGUUUUUUGAAACAAGUGCCAAGGAUAACAUUAAUGUCAAGCAGACAUUUGAGCGCCUUGUGGAUAUCAUCUGUGACAAAAUGUCAGAGAGUUUGGAGACCGAUCCGGCCAUCACUGCUGCAAAGCAGAACACAAGACUCAAGGAAACCCCUCCAUCUCCACAGCCCAGCUGUGGCUGUUAAUGUCCUCACACACACGCAGGCAGCUAGCUCUAGGGGGCUUGGUUACCAACACACAGCAUUUGUUAAUGGUCAAGGAGCCUUCGUUCAGACUGCCUAAUAGUUACUAGAGGGAAAUCUUAGAUGUCAAUGGCUAGUAUAUGCAUUGAAUUCUGGGGAGAGUCCCUCUGUUAAUAUGUGGCAAAUAUAUGAUCUUAAAUUUGUAAAGACUAUCCAUGUAUACAUACCUGGUAUUUGCAUGUGAUUUGUUAUUUGUCUUCUAGGCUCUUUAUGUUUCAGAUUUCUUCUCAGAUCAAGCUACUGCUGGGAUUUCAGACUAUUUCACUACAACUAACUUUUGUGCCACUGGUUCAAAUUACGUGAUUCACCUGUAGGGAUGAUAACCAAGGAUUCCUUUGUGUUGGGGCGGGGAAGACAGUGGGAGGUCUCAGGAGACCUUAUUUGCUUUACUCUUAAUGGAAACUCAAGUGGAAACAUUAGUCAUAUUUCCUGAAUAAAUGACCAGUUUUCUGGUCAGUUUACUAUUCAGGAAAUGUGCCUAUUUUUCAGUGUUAUCACUAACUGAGGGUAUCAUUGACUAGACAGAAAUUGAAAUAUUGUGUUCAAGGCCCUUGCAAGUUUCCAAGAGGUUACUAUUUACCUGAAAGGAACUGGAUUUAAUCUCUUUUCGUUUAUAUGUUUAAAUAAGGACUACCCUAACCCAGGACUGCUCUUUCCACUGAUUCUACCAAACAUUCUGAAUAUUUGAGGGCACUGACGAACUGAGAGGUAUCUGCUGAAUGUUAUGCAACAAGCAUUUUGACCAACAACAGUAUGAGUGGCUGUCGAAUGCCAAGGCCUGAGCUCCCCCCGUUUCCUUAAUAAGUAGAUGCCAUACCAUACACCACCAUCACCACAACUUCCUGGGACCAUCACCACCUCUUGGAACAGAGGUUAAGUUGAAGCAUUUAGAGUCCCUCUUAUAGGAUAUAGGCUUCCCCCAGCCAUUGCCUCUGUUCACACCCCAGCUAAGUUCUUUUACCUAAUUAGAUGUUGUUUAAACAGUAUCUCAAUGGCUCCCAGGUUGAAGACAAGGAUUUUCAUCUCUGAUCUUUUUCAACUGAGUGUUUAACCUAAUUCUAAAGCACACCUCCAUUCUGUAAGCCUUUAAACAUGUCUCAGUUACUCAGAGAAUAUACCCGUGGGAGCUGGGAGUUACAGAAACACUUGAGUAGGCCAUCAGCAACUUGAGAGGAGGAAGGAAACCAUGUGAACAGCUUGAUCCUGUCUCCCAGGUUUCCCGAAGACCAUAGAUGAAUAACGAGCAAACAAAUGCCACCAUCUAUUCUGACAGCACUAAAGGAAAACUAGGAACCAGUGUCACCACCCAGUAUUGCUUACAGCUAAGACUUGCAGAAGGCAGCAGGCGCUGAGUGGCAGGCUUAGAAUGACAGUACUGUUAGGUGAAUCUCCGCUUCUUGGGUGCUCAUAUUAAACAUGCUUCCCUCUUUUCAAAAAUAGAGAGCAUUCCCAUGAGAGUAAGAAUGUGGUGCAAGUUUAUUGGGCAAGGAUAUUGACAGGGAAACGUGCAUAUGCCUAAAGAGAUCUCUGGGGAAUAAAAUGCCUAAAGUCAGGGAACUAAGUCACAUGCAUUAUUAGUAAGAAGAUGAAAAUGAUAAGAGCAUUUGGGAUGUUUUAAGCAUAUCCAUAUUCUUUCUCACAUUCUUAGCUUAAGAUCCAUUAAUUAUUAAUAAAUUUUCACUUAAGCACCCUGCAAGGCAGGCCUUAGCUUAGUGAAGACAACAUUAAUGCUUUAUUAGAUUUAAUGGGGCCACCAGCUUCAAAAUCACAGAAAUUAGAGUGACUGGAAAGAAAGAUGGUGGUGGGGGGGGCAUCAAAGUGAUUUGUUUGCAACAAAAGCCUAUUUGCAUGCUAUUGUAACAUUUCUAUAACCUGGACUAGGAAGUGGCCAUGUUAAAUGAUGUAACUGUUAAGCUUACUUUUAUAAUCUAAUAUGAAACAAUAAAGCCAGCUCCCUUCCCGCACAUCCUUACCGAUGUCAAAACCUAAAUAAGACGUUCCAGAUGGCUUUUUCAGAAGGACCUUAAUGUGUAUUAUUGUAAAAUGGAAAGCAAAAUGAGGGUAGAAAAGUGGAAGGAAAAGAGUUGAGUUUUGCUCUUGUGAACUUUUCCCCUGAAUAACUGAUUGCUAUUGAAAUUCAUUGGCCCUAAGGAAGAAAUAAGCCAAGUGCCCACUUAUCCAGUGUCACACAUGCCAAAGUCAAACUACUUCAUGCCAGUCAGGGGAGCGUGAUGAAGCAACAGCCUGAGUAUCAUGGCCAAGGAACAUUGUAUAAUUUCUCUUUUCCAAACCUCAGUGGUAAUGGUGCCUUCCUAAUUGAGUCUCAGUUUUGAAACUCCCACCUGGUGUGAAUUUCAUCAAGUGAGAAGUUUCCAGAGAGGAUUGCCACAGAGCUCAAGUGAAUGAACACCUAUGUUUCUGCUGUGAAGCAUGUGGCAAGAGAGAAUAUUCUCUAUUCCUAAUUUCGUCAAGAGAUUCUGGUUUUAAAAUCAAAUUUGGCAAAAGAGGAACCAGUCAUGGGUUGACUAAGUGAGCUUCUAUUUAUUGGCAUCAAGUUAUAUUACUUACAAAUUAUAACUGCGGGGCCAAGGUUUUUCAGCCUUGGGCAUGUGCGCAUGCAUGCACGCGUGUGCACACACACACACACACACACACACACAAUACCUCCUACAUUUUUUGCACCUGCCAGCUGCUUAAAUAACAGGUUAUUUUUACUAAUCGCAUAACUAAAUGUGUAUUCAAAAGAACAAGCCACCUUAAAAACGUAUGCUUGUCAGUUUAUAAAUCUUAGACCUCCAUCUUUUUGUCUUUGAUGUCAUUCAAUUAGUGUUUCAAGUAUGAAUUUCUUAUCCUCUGCCACCUAUCACCUUAGCAGCCCCACCCCUCCAAUUACUAAUAGAAUUACUAAUAGAUUGUUUUGAGGAAAUACUUCCAAGAACUUUGGUUUCCGGUACAUUUCUUUCUGAUUCUAAUAUCACUGAAACCUUGGACUGGAAAUUAUUUCAUCAAAUAGCCAUCCACGGGGCGGAUCCGCAUUUCAGGUUUUUGGGAUGGGAAUGGAUGUAGAAGGUACCUGAAGUUUCUUAAGUCUCCAAGUGGCAGUUUACAAGCUAGCCUAACACCUACAGGCUAAGAAUGGCUUCAGGACAGUGACUUCAUUCAGAGCUGCUGCUUUCACUCAACAUCUUCGGUGGCCUUGAUGAACGUCUAAAGACUGGAUGAUCAAAGCGGUUCUUAUAGCUCCUCCUUAGAUCCACUUGAAGUCAAUGUCCCUUUGCUGCCUGGUAAAUAAGCGCCAAGAUCUUUAUUUGGAAGGGAAAGCAUGAUGAUGCCUUCAGUUGUAGCAGGAAGUUGCAGCAUUGUUAUCACACAUAUGAAGUAUAAAUUCUACAAAACUACAACCCAAAUUAUACAACACAUCUAUAUAUUCAAGAAACAAACACACAUUUCAUUCACCUACUUAACUCUCAUCUAGAGGUAUAGGUAUUUUUUUGUUCAUCAGAUUGGCUAUUUUUCAGGAACCACUUCAAACUUCCAAUUUUUACUACACCUAUGCUGAGAAUAGACUUUCAGGUACGCAAUAUUCUUUUUAAAGAGUAAAAUACAGUCCACUAUUAGUUGAACUUCCAUGAAGCAACACUGAUUUUGGAGCACGGGAGCUGGCUCAUUGUUAACAUAGUUUAUCCAAUGUGUAUGUUAGUGCUUGGUGACGAUGUCCUAGGCCACCCUUCAGACUAGCGUGUGGCAUUUGUGGGGCUAUAGAAAAAUGUAUCCAGACUCUACCAAGCGACUCAAGGCUGAGGUAGUAGCUGCAUGUGAAAACCUGAGAUAAAUCUUGUUUUAAAGUUACGACUAAGACCUUUCUAAACCAAAAAGUGUUUGUUCAUAAUUUUCACGUACUAUGGGAAUGCUCAGUAGCUAUUUGGUGGCAUAUUGGGAGGUGGCCUGUCUUUCUGUAAAGAAUCCUCUGUCUACAUUAUAGUUUGCAUGACUGGAACUCUUCGUUCCUUUGUGCAUAUAUAUACUCAGUGUGCUAUGUCAGGGUGCCACAUGAGCAGCUAGACCCCUGCGGCCCUUCUAAUCUGCCACCGGAAGAUGCAACCUCUACAGCUCUGCUUAGCCUUGCCUGUUUGUGUAUGCUUUCUGUGCUUUAGGAGUUUACCAGUAAAAUGCUGACGUCUUGCUGAUCAGCUGAACCAUUAGGGUCAGCUUUUUAGAGUCCUUUAUCUUUUAGGUGACUUUUUACCAAAGCCAGUUUAAGACAUAAAUCUAGUUUAUAUUCUGGAAUGAAUUCAAACAAAUUGGGUAAAAGAUGAAGUUGAUGACCAGAAAGAAAGCAUCUUUAUCCCUACAGUGCACCUAAAGGGCUCCAGGUUCUAGAAAUGCAAUCUCCCCCAAAGGGGCAAAAACAGGUCUCGGGGAUUUAUCUAAACUCUAUCCAUCGGGUUGUCGGAAAAGUCAUGAUGUAUUUUAUCUGUUUUUUGGUUGCAAAAAUGCGUCAUGACUUUCCCAACAACCCAAUAUUUAUUGGUAUUUCGUAAAUAAAUAUAGAUUUUUCUUCUUGAAAACCUUUACAGAAAUGCUUGUCACUCCAAAUAAUAUUUCCCUUUGAUAGAUGAAAAUAUUUACAUUUGGGCCAUACACAUAGUGUUGCCCCUCCCAACACAUAUACACGUGCACACACGGAUAACUUUUUUAUGAAGGAAAACUUCCAUAUACGGUGCUUUCUCAGUGCUAGGGAAAAGGGAGCUUUAUCUAUCUUUGAAAUGUAACAUAGAUUUUGUUUAAAAAGUUCUGCGAAAUAGAUUCUUCUCACUGAUUUGUGUGUUUGUGCACAUAAUUCCCAUUAAAAAGAGAGGAUAGGGAGAAAAUGCAUUUUGCAAGCAUUCUAGACAAAAAUUAUUUCAAAACCUCUGUCAGAGCUCAAGUAUUAAGAUCAGACCAUCUAGCUAGUGGACAAAUUUUCCAUCUGCAGUUCUCUUUUCUACUUCCUGAUUUUUUAUAAUUUCAGUGUUUUAAAGUACUAUUCUCACAGAAUGACAGGACCAAGAAUAGGAAAUGACACUCAAAUUUCACCAUUUACCUCCCAUCGACACUGUCAUUGGUGGAGUUUCAACCAGUCACUACUCCCUGAAGUGAGGUUGGGGGUUACCUGUGUAUUUCACUUACCUGUGUUCAUACUUUCCUUCAUCGUGGACAAUUGAGAGUUGGCUGUGACUUUUCUUAAUGGAAACAUUUUUGGGGGCCAGGCAUUGGUACGGUUCAUGAAUGCGCUUCUUAAAAACAGACGGUACAUGAGCCACACAGACACCUGGCCUUUCAGGGAAGUGAGCAUGAUUUAAUCUGUCUAGUGGUUCCAUACUCCUCAUAAAAGUGAAGUCUAGGGAUUGUUUGCUGCAUCAGUAUGACGGUUCUCCAUGUAUUGUCUCAUCAGCCCUAGGAUGUGUGCUGAAUGAAAACUUCCUGUAAUUCCUGUUAAUAUAUUGUUAAUGUCAGAUGUGAUGUGAUACCGUUGGACUGUCCAAAUGUACAACUAUUUAAUGGUGUUUGUGGAACUGAAAUGUCUUAAAUGUUGCAUGAAAUAUGUUAUAAAAAUAGAUUUGUUUUCUAUUUUUCAACACCUCAGAAUUGAGGGUUCAUGGGCCAAUAAGUGCAAUAUUUAAUGACUUACUCAGUGUAUAUAAACUAGUAUGAAAGAGUGAAUUAUAAUGAAUGUAUGAGAUGCUUUGGGUGGCUGUGACUUCUUCAAAUUAUUUCUUGUAGCUGUAUUUGUCUAGUGGUGCAAUUUAUACAGUAAAUACCUUAUUGGUGUCAUGUGAAACUCUUCUGUGCCUAAUUCAAAGUACUUUUUCCCUAUAAGACCAAACAUUUAGUAUCUGCGAAUAUAUGUCAAUUUUGCCUUUUAGAAUUGUGGAUUUUGUUUUCAAGAUAGAAUGGCUGUUAGUUUAUUUUAUAUAGGAUUUCUUUGUCUAAAUUCUCCUUUAGCCUCUUUUAGAGGCCAAUUUAGAUACCUAAGAAAAUGUAUGCACCUAAGGAAAAGUCAUUUUUAUUCUUCUCCGACAUGUUGAUCACAUGUUCUGUCUACUAAGAAUUUUCAACUCUUGUAUUUGCAUGUAUUUUUUAUUGUAACUCAGCCUUGUAUUUUGUUUGCAAAUUUAAUACUGUCAACCCUGGGAAUCCUGAAAUAUUGAUGUCUUUUUAGGUUGUAGCUAAUGUUAUAUUCACUUCAAUUCUCAAUUGUCCACACCAGUGAUAGAAGAGAAACAAAAGUCAGAAUCUUGACUCACUUUGGUAUGUCAUCAGAAACUCAUAUAUUCACCCUCGACCCCCCCUUGUUAAUCUCACAGUUGGUGGCCUAGAACUUCACUGAGAUACAAAAUCAAGAAAUUAGGCCCUGUUGCUGGAUUACCCAAAACUGUGAGUUUAUGUAUAUGAAGUUUAAAGUAGGUCAACUACCUUAAACUCGUGUCAUUUCAAGUUUUAAGGCAAAACAUUUAUUUUAAUACAAGCAUUGUGCUUUGCCCUUUCAUUUAGUUAGCAGAGGAAAUCAUGAUACCCUUAGAAAGAAUAGUUAUGAGUUGUUCACUCUAAAUGAUGAAGAGCAAGCAGUUGCUUUUAGAUGCCGUUGCCAUCUGUACAUCAGAUGAAGCCCUCAGUACCCUCUAUGGCAGUUGCCUGAAAUUAACAUGAUGUGCCAGUCGUAUUAAAUGGCUUUGGGCUACCACCAGUGGUGCAUGCCCCUAUUUUAACUGUGAUAGCCUGAACUUGGUACUCCGCUCUCAAAUCCACUGAAGAAGUCAGGUGAAGGUGGAUGAAACAGGGAGAUCAGAGAUGACUUUGUGCCAAAUUAAAUAUAUAUAUAUAUAUAUAUAUAUAUAUAUAUAUAUAUGCAGGUAGCCAACAUUAGAAUAAUAAUUUAAGAGUGUGUUUAAAUAUUUAGUUAGUCAUUACACAGUUAUUGACUACCACGUGCUCAGUGCUGUGGGAAUUAAACAUGGAAGAGGUAUGGCUUCAGCCCCUAAUGUGUGUAAUCACUGAAGCAGGGAGGAGAAAAGCCAGGAUACAAUCUAUAUGCUAAGUGAUGUCAGGAUGUAAGAGCACAGAAAUGGGGGAUGCAUAGGAACUGGAAAAGCAACGAAUGGCUCCAUUGAAGAGGUCAGAGGUGAUGCCAGGAAGAAUUAGAUAUGAGGAGAUUGUGCCAAGCAAAUAAGUGGGAAAGAUCACAUUAUGUUACCUGUGAAUGGCAGGGUGACAGAGCUGCCAGCUACAAAUCAUUAUUUUUCUCCAGAGAACCAAACUGUUCUUCUGAAACUCAUCAAAUUAUCCCAGUUUGCUUCUCUCUUUUUGUCCCCAUGAGGCUGACAAGCUGCAGCAUCAUCCUAUUUCUCUGUGCUGAGCAGCCCCAGAUUUGGCCAAACACAAAUUGCUGUAAAGCCACAUUAGAAAAGUUAAUUUAGACAUUUUGCCCAUGCGCCAAACCACAAGACAUUGUUUAAGCCAAUGUCAGCCAGGCAGAUGUGUACCCAGAAAUGUUCCUGUGGUUCGAUGUUCCCAUAAAGGGUGUUGGGAAGUGCACAGAUGAACACCUUCCUUUGUAACCCGGCACUUUUCUCCCUUUCUUGGUGACUGCUCUGUGGAGCUCUUCUUGAGAAAAUAUUGAGUAACAGCUUAAUGCUUUCAUAUAGUGAUCGUGAUGUGUAGUCGAAAACUACUGCUGCGCAGCAAAUAUCGUGACUCUUCAUACGUCCACAGGAGCUCUUGUCUGGGUUUAAAGCUAUAAAGUGUAUUCACAUUGUGAAGUUUUAAUUCUCUUUAUUGAAAUUGUGUAAAAACUGUAUGUGCUCUAUUAGGUAUUCAGUUUGUAUGUGAAUUCUGUAUAGAAAGUGGUUUUUGUUCUUUCGGUUUAUCUUGUUUUAUUUUUUGGAGAUUACAAUAAAUAUCUAAGAGACUAUAUUCCUGAA
This is a messenger RNA of Hipposideros armiger (great roundleaf bat), 9024 nucleotides long. It is a transcript of the gene RAB3C, whose product is annotated as RAB3C, member RAS oncogene family. NCBI's taxonomy places the organism in Eukaryota, Metazoa, Chordata, Mammalia, Chiroptera, Hipposideridae. Gene Ontology annotation, molecular function: GTP binding; GTPase activity. The coding region runs from base 329 to 1006 and encodes 225 amino acids. The record is from RefSeq and is a predicted model, not a curated record. The transcript is spliced from 5 exons.